GCACACACAGCUCGCCUCGUGGAGCACGAUAUUAGAGAAGAAGUACGCUUAGACCAGUCUAUUUCUCCUAGCAAACGAUCAGUAUACAUGUUACAAAAUGGCGAGCACUGAUAGUGUUACGGUGAAGGAUUUCUACAGUCUAUUAAAAAAGGCACAAACGGAUCUCGGCAUUUCAGAUGAAGACAUUGGUAAUUUGCCAUCUGUUAAAACUAUAAAGUGGGAAGGGAAAAGAUGGACACAGAGAAAUGGUGGAAUACUUUAUGCAGCUUUUGCUUUUCUGGUCAUCUUUGGAUUGCCGUCCUCUAUGUACAUGACCAUUCGAAAUGAGACAGAAUUUGGAAAAUCUCUGGUUUCAAAAUACUACAGCUAUUAUGGAGAAGAAGGGGCUGUUGACGAGGAGUCUUGUCUUCAACGCAUGUCUGAGUUUAUGCAGGAUCCAUUCAGACCCCCUGUGGAUUGUAAUGAGUGCAGAAAUGUCACCGGCAUAAAAUAUGUUUCCAAUCUCACCCAUGCCGAGUUUCUCGACAACUACGCUUUCUCAAUGCAACCAGUUCUCAUAAAAGACGGCCAAGAUGGGUGGACCGCUAAAAAUACUUUCAGCUACAAAUAUUUCAGUUCAGUUUACAGUCCAGGUUCUGAGGCGCUUGAAAAAGUAACUCGUGAUUGCCAAUUCUUUCCAUACCAAACAAAAUUUCAAGAUAUCAGCGAAUUUUUUAACAUGACUGAGGAACGUGCCAGUGGUCAGGGUGCCCCGUGGUACGUCGGGUGGAGUAACUGCGAUGGCAAGGCUGCAAACGAGUUAAGAAAACAUUACAAACUUCCUUACUUCCUUCCUCCUGAACUUGAUCACAGCAAAACUGAUUGGGUGUUUAUGGGAUUGCCUGGAUAUGGUGCCAAUUUACAUAUUGAUUUUGUGGGUACUCUGUCUUGGCAAGCCCAAGUAAAAGGUAUCAAAAAGUGGAUUUUAGAAACACCCCCGGAGUGUUAUGGCACUUGUGUUACUCGAAUGGAAGUUAUUGUUGAACCUGGUGACAUAAUUGUUCUUGAUACCAACAAGUGGUUCCAUGCAACAGAAAUCCUUGGCGAAGAUCCAAGUAUUGUCAUUGGGUCGGAGUAUUACUAAGAAUUCUUACCAGUUACAUAAAACAUAAGACCUUACUUCUUUCAAUUUAUAAUUCUAAUGUUUAAAAUUCAUUUAACGUCUCGUAAAAGUCUUUUAAACGAUCUUGAAAAGUUUACAACACUGUCUGGAAGAGGCGGACUGGUUACUUUUGCGUUUGUAAAUAUUUGAUAUUUUUUUUAUUGCUCGAACUAUCACUAUUGCCAUUCUGAGAUUAUCAUGUUUGCUGUUUGUUCUUGUUGGAAAAGUUUUUCCGAGGCGAUCAUUUUAACUUUUGGGAGGUUUACAAUUUUUAUUACGCCGCUGCCCGUUUAUAUGUUCCUUAUGUGAUGACUCGAGUACACAUCGUUAAAAAGCUUUUAAGUUUGUGACGUCUUUAUUCAGAGAUUAAUUAUCAUGUGCACUAUGUUUGUAUGUAUGUAUGUGUGUGAAGGUACUAUCCAUUGACGACCUAUAUCUAACCAAGACACAUCUUCAGUUCAUUAGGGCAGUAUGUUUUGGAUUUUUUAUCAUCUAGUUUUCAAACUGCACGUCAGCUUUGUUCCACAGUGCCUUUGGUUUGGCACUAAUUAACAGUAGACACAAAGUCCUAUUUCCCCCUUUUCCGUUGCCUUAUUGUUAUUUUAAAUUAGCGUUGCAUCCUGGCUGUCUACAGAACUUUGUACUAUAGUCUAAAAUUCUACAUGAAACUAAAAAUGCUUAUUAUGUUUUUGUUAAACAUAUCCAAUUGCUGUUUCAGGCAGUUCUAUUUAAACAUUUCUUUUUUUUAAGUCAGUUUCAUAAAUACCACAUGGUACCUGUAUUGCUAAUUCAAACACAAAUUAUAUCGAAUCAACUGUAUUUUUCUUAAAACAUGUACAACCAUUUGUUUAUUCUGUUUUUUUUUGUACAUAAUCCGAAUCAUUUCAAUCCCAUUCACUGUUGUGUUGUCGUUUUCAUCCAGAUUUUGUUACCCAGAACCUAUAUGCAGGGCCCUUAUGUGUGUGUUAACACCAGGGCUUGAUCAAUUCGUCAGUUGGGACUCAAGUGCAAUAACUCCUGUAAAUAUUGUAAAUACGUUGGGUGAAAGAGUCGGUACAGUUCGCAUGUGUUACGCGAACGGGCCACUUUACAUCUAUGCUAUUUUUGUCAUUGUGAAAAUUAAUGUUCUGUUCGUUUGUAUAAAAUUCUAUUUUGUUCGCGUUCUAAUUGUUUAUGUCAUGCUGAAGAAAACGGAAUAAAUUAUUCAUCCAGAACUAG
Molecule: messenger RNA, 2359 nt
Organism: Ciona intestinalis (vase tunicate)
Lineage: Eukaryota; Metazoa; Chordata; Ascidiacea; Phlebobranchia; Cionidae
Molecular function (GO): 2-oxoglutarate-dependent dioxygenase activity
Source: RefSeq, a predicted model, not a curated record